Molecule: messenger RNA, 1077 nt
Organism: Schistocerca nitens (vagrant locust)
Lineage: Eukaryota; Metazoa; Arthropoda; Insecta; Orthoptera; Acrididae
Product: gastrula zinc finger protein XlCGF8.2DB-like
Exons: 4
Coding region: 1-1077 (358 amino acids)
Biological process (GO): central nervous system development; regulation of transcription by RNA polymerase II
Cellular component (GO): nucleus
Molecular function (GO): DNA-binding transcription factor activity, RNA polymerase II-specific; RNA polymerase II cis-regulatory region sequence-specific DNA binding
Source: RefSeq, a predicted model, not a curated record
AUGGCCAGUAGCGUAAUAAGAAUAUCCAUAUCACCACCUACAUAUCCAUCUUUUGCAACAUCAUUAUCUCCAGCUGCUUCGAUAACUCCCUUAUCUCUUCUCUCCCUUGUCAGUUCUAUUCUUCUUCUCUUUCGCUCAGCUCACAUACGUUCCGGCUUCGGACACUGUAGACCUUUGCAGGUGCACGCGCUCACGCAUACGGGAGAGAAGCCGUACCAGUGCACCGAGUGCGGCAAAGCGUUCACCCAGCAGCGCAACUACAAGUACCACAUGUCGGUGCACGCGGGAACGCACGAGUUCGCGGCAGCGUGCCCCGAGUGCGGCAAGGUGUUCAACAACGGCGGCUACCUCAGCUCACACAUGAAGAUCCACCGCAACCGCAGGGAGUACGCCUGCACCGAGUGCGGGCGGCGCUUCAACCAACGCGUCGCCUGCACCACGCACAAACGCAUACACACGGGAGAGCGGCCACAUGCCUGCUACCUCUGCGACAAAGCCUUCACGCGCAAGACGCUGCUUAACCAGCACAUGCGCACGCACACCGGUGAGAAGCCCUUCAGCUGUGAGGUGUGCGGGAAGCGGUUCGCGGACCGCAGCAACAUGGUUCUCCAUCAGCGCCUGCACUCGGGCAUCAGGCCGUACAGCUGCGGCGAGUGCGCCAAGGCGUUCACCAAGAAGCACCACCUCAAGGCGCACAUGUCCUGCCACACGGGGCUGCGGCCCUACACCUGCGACCACUGCGGCGCGCGCUUCAGCCAGUCCAGCAACAUGCGCACGCACCGCAAGAAGUGCACAGCGCCGGGUCCGCCCCGCGGGGGAUCAACAUAUAGAAUCAAGGACACUGUUAGAGAGAUAAAAUCUCUUACAAUAAACGAGACAAGAGACGACCAGUUAUCAAAUCUGCGCUAUGCGUCCCGCCGCGCACUCUCCGUGCCGCCCACACGGUUCAGCUCCCGGCCCUCAGUAGCAGGCACAGGCAGCGGCCGCAACGACUCGGCGGGCACGCGCCUCUGCUGCCCACACAAGAGCUCCUGCGUCGCCUCGUCACCUGGACGACAGGUGCAACUGGCCGAUUGA